AUGAGCACUACGGAAACAGCAGAAACCACUACUGAAGAGUGGCCGGAGACGAUCGUCACCGGACCUGAUCAGGAACUGUCUACGAUCUCGUAUACAUCUACAGACUACCCAGAUACCCCAGAAGCCACAGCAGAAACAACGGAAACUUCUGAAGCCGUCACCUGGCCGACGAUUCCGGUGUCCCCAGACUCAACGCCCGAAAUUGUAACCCUCACUACGGAAAGAACAACCGAAACCGAUUCCGAGCCGACGGAGGUCACGACAGAAUCGGAGGCACAAUCUACUCAAGAAAGCGCACAAACGACACUCGAGCCUCCGGAGCCAACAACUGAAAACUUUUACUCGGUUUUCCCGGAUUCGACGCCGGCAACGCUGGAAACCGAGUCUACUCUUUCUACAAGUGAAGCCGAAACGACCAUGGAACCAGAAAAAACCACGUUUAAAGAAAUUGAAAUCUUCCCCGAGCCGCCGUUGUUCCCCGAUGGAGAUGAUGAAAGUGAUCCAACCACUGGAAAACCCAGUCAAUUCACAACCGGCCUGCCACUGCCAGGGCUUACUACAACUCUUGCACCUGACGACUAUGUUGGUCAGGCCUGUGCGCGAAGAUCACAGGCAAUCUGGGCUCUCAUCUGCGACCUCGGCCAGCUGUCGAAGGACCACAAAGCCAACCCCAUCGUC
Messenger RNA from Mesorhabditis spiculigera, 678 nucleotides. Lineage: Eukaryota; Metazoa; Nematoda; Chromadorea; Rhabditida; Rhabditidae. The record is from the annotation of a GenBank genome assembly.